This is a messenger RNA of Fusarium oxysporum Fo47, 831 nucleotides long. Its product is annotated as actin-related protein 2/3 complex subunit 4 family protein. Bases 148 to 657 code for a protein of 169 amino acids. The record is from RefSeq and is a predicted model, not a curated record. The transcript has 5 exons. Gene Ontology annotation, cellular component: actin cytoskeleton; Arp2/3 protein complex. NCBI's taxonomy places the organism in Eukaryota, Fungi, Ascomycota, Sordariomycetes, Hypocreales, Nectriaceae. Gene Ontology annotation, biological process: actin filament polymerization; Arp2/3 complex-mediated actin nucleation. Gene Ontology annotation, molecular function: actin filament binding.
CCUCACUAACAACUGCGCCUCACCCGACGAAGCUCCAACCUCCAACGUCAACGCCGACCGACCCCGCCGAGCUUCGUGUUCACCGUCGACAUCUACAUUCGUGCUAUUUCUAGUUAAUUGAGGACGUCUGAGGACGUAUUUGCUGCCAUGUCUCAAUCCCUCCGACCCUACCUGCAAUGCGUACGCAGCAGCUUGACCGCCGCGCUCACACUCUCCAACUUUGCUUCCCAGACCGCCGAGCGACACAAUGUUCCAGAGAUUGAGGCCCAGACGUCUCCCGAGGUCCUGCUGCAGCCCUUGACCAUUGCGCGCAACGAGAACGAGCGUGUCUUGAUUGAGCCCAGCAUCAACUCCGUCCGUAUCAGCAUCAAGAUCAAGCAGGCCGAUGAGAUUGAGCAUAUCCUGGUCCACAAGUUUACAAGAUUCUUGACGCAACGUGCGGAGUCCUUCUUCAUUCUGCGGAGGAAACCUAUCAAGGGUUAUGACAUUUCUUUCCUGAUAACAAACUUCCACACCGAGGAAAUGCUGAAGCACAAGCUUGUCGACUUUAUUAUUCAGUUUAUGGAAGAGGUCGACAAGGAGAUCUCUGAGAUGAAGCUAUUUUUGAACGCUCGAGCACGAUUCGUGGCCGAGUCUUUCCUUACACCGUUUGACUAAACCCCUCAGCUGGUUUGAGGCUCGGAGUUUGCUUGGGAGUGUCGGUUGUCGCAAUAUUUGUGACCAGACAAAGGGUAUUAACCAUUCAUGAUGGCAUUGAACUGCUGAGGCUCUGAUAGGUGAGCCUCAUGCUGUGGUGAGGAAGGAGGUUCAAGAGAACGACAUUAGACAUAA